Molecule: messenger RNA, 3868 nt
Organism: Ficedula albicollis (Collared flycatcher)
Lineage: Eukaryota; Metazoa; Chordata; Aves; Passeriformes; Muscicapidae
Gene: ASAP3
Product: ArfGAP with SH3 domain, ankyrin repeat and PH domain 3
Exons: 30
Coding region: 16-3030 (1004 amino acids)
Biological process (GO): positive regulation of GTPase activity
Cellular component (GO): cytoplasm
Molecular function (GO): protein binding; GTPase activator activity
Source: RefSeq, a predicted model, not a curated record
CAUGGGGAUGGGCUGAUGUGCUUACAUGAUGCUUCAGCCCCUCCUUGGCUGAAUGUCCCUGCAAGAGCCAGCGGGGCAUUUUCCAUGAACCUGGAUGGGGACCAAGCUGUGCUCCAGAGGAUCAGGAAAUAUGUGAAAGCCAUUCACAUCUCCGGGCUCGCCCAUGUGGAGAAUGAGGAACAGUACAGCGAGGCCCUGGAGAACUUUGGCAACAACCACCUCUCCCAGAACAACCAUGAGCUCUCCACCGGCUUCCUCAACCUCGCCGUCUUCACCCGCGAGGUCACUGCACUCUUCAAGAACCUGGUGCAGAACCUGAAUAACAUUGUGUCCUUCCCCAUGGACAGCCUGCUGAAGGGGCAGCUGAAGGACGGCCGCCUGGAUUCCAAGAAGCAGAUUGAAAAGGCCUGGAAGGAUUAUGAGACCAAAGUGGGGAAGAUGGAGAAGGAGAAGGAGCGAGCCCGCCUGGCUGGGGCCGCCCAGGCCGAGCCAGCAGCAGCCGAGGUGGCCGAGGACGUGCAGAGGGAGCGGCGGCUCCUGCAGCUCCACAUGUGCGAGUACCUGCUAAAAGCCAGCGAGUCUCAGAUGAAGCAGGGACCAGAUUUCCUGCAGAGCCUCAUCAAGUUUUUCCACGCUCAGCACAAUUUCUUCCAAGACGUUAACCUUCCUCCCUGUGCUGGGAAGGAAUCAAGGGCUGGGCAGGCUCUUGCUCUUUCCUCUGGGAUAUUUUCAGCUGGUCCUUGUCUCUGUCAGCUAACCAGGUGUCUUCUCCCCCUCCAGUACCUGCUAAAAGCCAGCGAGUCUCAGAUGAAGCAGGGACCAGAUUUCCUGCAGAGCCUCAUCAAGUUUUUCCACGCUCAGCACAAUUUCUUCCAAGACGGCUGGAAGGCUGCCCAGAACCUCUCGCCCUUCGUUGAGAAGCUGGCGCUGUCCCUGCACAGGCUCCGGCAGGCGCAGGAGGAGCAGCUGAAGCAGCUGGCGCAGACCCGCGACGCCCUGCGCAGCGUCCUGCAGCUGGACAGCCGCGAGGAAAACAUGAGCAGGAAGAACUCUGGCAGUGGCUACAGUAUCCACCAGCACCAAGGCAACAAGCAGUACGGGAUGGAGAAGUCAGGAUUCCUGUACAAGAAGAGCGAUGGGAUCCGCAAGGUGUGGCAGAAGAGGAAGUGCGGUGUGAAGUACGGCUGCCUGACCAUCUCCCACAGCACGAUAAACCGUCCCCCUGUGAAGCUGAACCUCCUCACCUGCCAGGUGCGGCCCCAUACUGAGGAGAAGAAAUGCUUUGACCUGGUGACACACAACAGGACCUAUCACUUCCAAGCAGAGGAUGAGCAGGAGUGUGUUGUGUGGGUCUCAGUGCUGCAGAACAGCAAGGACGAAGCCCUGAGCAAUGCCUUCAGGGGAGACGGGGGCGGUGGCAGCAUGCAGGAGCUCACCAGGCUGGUGAUCAGCGAGGUGAAGAACAUGCCAGGAAACAAGCAGUGCUGUGACUGCGGUGCCCCAGAUCCCACGUGGCUCUCUACCAACCUCGGCAUCCUGACGUGCAUCGAGUGCUCUGGUAUCCAUCGGGAGCUGGGGGUGCAUUAUUCCCGCAUCCAGUCCCUCACUCUGGAUGUUCUCAGCACCUCUGAGCUGCUGCUGGCUGUUAGCAUUGGGAACACUCGCUUCAAUGAGAUCAUGGAGGCCACGCUACCUACACAGGACUGUCCCAAGCCCUCGGCCAGCAGUGAUAUGGCUGCGCGCAAGGAAUACAUCAUGGCCAAGUACAUGGAGCGACGCUUCGCGCACAGGAGCGGCCAGGACAACCCCCACGGCCUCUGGGAAGCCAUUCGAGACCGUGACCUCCUGGCCCUGCUCAAGGCCUUUGUCGAGGGGCAUGACCUGACCAAGCCCCUGGCCAGCCCUGACGGUCAGGAUGCAGGUGAGCUGCCGCUGCAUGUGGCCGUGCGCCACGCCGACAGAUCAUCCCUUCCCUUGGUGGACUUCAUCAUCCAGAAUGGGGGAACACUGGACCAGGUGACACAGGAUGGAAAUACGGCCUUGCACUAUGGUGCACUCUACAACCAGCCCAACUGCCUCAAGCUGCUCCUGAAAGGCAAAGCCACCUUCACCACAGUGAACGCGGCGGGCGAGACGGCUCUGGAUGUGGCGAGGAGGCUGAAGUACAGCGAGUGUGAGGAGCUGCUGGAGCAGGCGCAGGCAGGGAAGCUCUCCCUGCAAAUCCAUGUGGACUACGACUGGGAGCCCCCAUCAGAGUUCCCCUAUGACAGUGAGGAUGAGCUGGAGGACAAGGUGAGCCCCCUCCAGCGCUCCUUCAACGGUACAUCAGCACUGGCCGCCAGCCCGCUGCCCACCUGCCCCCAGAGCCGCUGGAGCUGCGUGGGGAUGGACAUCACCAACAAGACCUACGAGAGCAUCCUGGUGCCCUUGCACCCUGCGCCCCGCCGGGCCCACAGCGAGGAGAUGCCCCCGCCGCUGCCCCUCAAGAACCCCACACGGGGCAGCUCUCGCCCCAAAGCCAGCCUCAGUCCCAGCGAGCGCCCUGAACUGCCCCGGCAGGCGUCGGAGCCCCCCUGCCCUGGGCCGGCGGAGGCGCUGGCAGCGCGCAGCCUGCCCUGUGCCGGCAGCACGGCCCCCCAGCCCCUGCCCGGCGCCACGGCCCCUGACGUCCCCCCUGUCAAGUUUGGCUCAGAGAGCACCCGCUCGUACCGGCGCGUCAGUGCCAUGGUGGGCAGAAUGGGGGUGGCUGGGUCCCCCCAGAGCCCUGGUGGCCCCGAGGACCCCCCUCUCGGCAAGGUGCCCCCUGUGCCCAUGCCCAGGAGAUUUGCUCCGGCCAAGGGGCGGCAGAAGCGGGUAAAGGCAGUGGCUGACUGCAAGGGGGACAAGGCACGAGAGCUGACCUUCUCCAAGGGGGAGGUCAUUGUGGUGACACGCGAGGAGGAUGAGCAGAUCUGGGUCGGCUUCAUCGAGGGUGAUGGCUCCCGCACCGGAGUCUUCCCUGCCAGCUUCGUCCACCUCUUGCAAGACUGACCGAGUGCUGGUGGCCCACUUGUCACUGUUCUAUUGGCUGGGACUGGAGGCAGCUCCCUGCUGGGGGCUUGGUAGAACCAGGCCACAAGGGAUGUGUGCCCAGGAUCCUGGCAUGCGACCACCGUCCUCCAAGGGGGCCCAGAGCCCCACUGCAUUGGGAAAGGCGUCCGUGGGUGUGGUGGUGGGGAGCUGAGGAGCAGAGAAUGGAUAUGCUUUCUGCGCUGCUGGGCUGAGGUUUCUGUGCCAGCCCCUGCUCUUCCGUCCUUCCUGUGGCCUCUGCCCAUCCCUUGGGUUUUCUUUUUCCUUCUCUGCAAGGAGUUGGGGAUGGGGGAGCUGUAUUCGGUGUCUCCCACCCUCUGCCAGAUAGUCAUGAAGCCUCCUCCUUAUCCUGGGGGCAACCAUGCACUGCCAGCCUCUUUCUGUAUCCCAACUGUGAAUGGGAUGGGCAAGAAAUAGGAGAGGGCUUUUUUGUGUCCAUCCCCCACCCCACGUUCUGACAGCUGCCUGGACUGGCAGAGUUUGGGAAUGCCUCAAAGGUUCCCCAAAACUGGAAGUGAAAUGCCUUUCCCUUCUUUGGAGGGCAGCGGAUGUUUCAGGUGGUACCACAGAGCCCCUGCCCCGUGUCCCUCAUGUGGGGUGGGUGCUGGAUCACCACCCCUUCCCUGGAGAGGGCUCUCAGAGGGGGCUUUGCAGAUUUUUCUAGGACCAGAAUACCCCUGUACCAGUGUCCCUUGGGAGCCACCUGCCGCCAUAGGCCCUCGCUUUAACCUUCUCACUUCUGUGUCAAAUGCUUAAUCUCAAAAAAUAUUUUAAAAAUGUUUUCUGUCUCUGAUUUCUA